This is a messenger RNA of Pomacea canaliculata, 4730 nucleotides long. RefSeq lists its product as uncharacterized. Gene Ontology annotation, biological process: G protein-coupled receptor signaling pathway. The coding region runs from base 984 to 2045 and encodes 353 amino acids. The transcript is spliced from 4 exons. The record is from RefSeq and is a predicted model, not a curated record. Gene Ontology annotation, molecular function: G protein-coupled receptor activity. Gene Ontology annotation, cellular component: plasma membrane. Lineage: Eukaryota; Metazoa; Mollusca; Gastropoda; Architaenioglossa; Ampullariidae.
CACUCGUGAAAUAUUAAUUACAGUUUCUCUGAAAUGUCUUUCUGAAAAAGAAAGGUGCGCAGAUAUACCAGAAUUCCUGGUGUUUGGAGGAAAACAAAAUUAGACUUCACGGAAGACUUCACGAAGCAAGGAGUUUAGUUACAUCUCAAGUCCACUUUCUCAAAAAUCGGUUUUUAUCGGCUUUGAACAUCAAGGCCUUGCCUUCUUACCUCCAUUACAGACGAGAUACUGUUAUCUCUGUGAAGUGUUUUGAGCAAAAUCUGUGUGGCGGCCACAGAGCAAGAGGACAGGAUGCCCCGGAGAAGCAGCCGCUGAACCACUAAACAAAAGCUCAGUCCCGCCGCCAAAACACAUACAUUGUACCGCUCACCUGGCAGGUAAUGUGUCAAAGUUCGCCGACUCACCUGAGGCAGCCUCGUCACAAGGACGUCUGCACUCACUUCCCACGGUGACCAGCAUCAGCCAGGUGCGAACAGAUCAUCGCUGGUGUAGAUUUAUGACACUCAGACCCUCGACCUGUCGAGUUUCCGGAUGUUGGGGGCCGGCACAACCGCGCACCUUGCAGGUGAGGGAACAGGUAGACAGUCGCUCGUACAGGGACUCACUGCACACGUCCAGCAGGCGCGAUCCCUCGUGUACUGGGUGGCAUGUGUACACGGGGUACAGUACAGCCUCGACACGUUGCCGCAAAAAAAAAGGUAGAUCAUCCAUGGCACACGUUGGCAGGUGUUUGAUGUCGUCUGUCACAGAUUCGACAGGAAACUUCAGCGACACCAGCGUCUGUCUCGUGGUCAUGUCCGCCACCAGCAGCACCGGAGUCUGUCCUCCCGCCGACACAACUGGAAAAUCUUAGGGAGCUUGUUGCUGUGGAAGCCAUUGACCACUCAACGACCUCUCGUCUUUGACCUUACUCGAAAGACGCCGCAAAGGGUUGUAGGGUCAUUCUUCUGAACUCUCAGAGGUCAGCAUUGAGGUCCAGCAAAAUGGCUCCCACCUACGACAAUCUCUUCGCCAACGCCACCACUGACCAUACAACCGCCAGCAGCUUCUUCGCCAAUGAAAGCUCAGCCCAGACAACAUCCACCAUACUCGCCGUCAACACCACCAUCGCCCAGACCAUCACCAGCACCACCGCCUCCGGAAACAGCAGCAUCGAUGCUGCCACCAAGGUGAUUAACUCCUUCAUGCCUUUGGUGCUGAUCGUGUUCGGCAGCGUCUUCAACGCUUUCAUCAUUCUGGGCAUGCGCACCAAGGAGUUCCGGGACCUGUCCACCUCGAUGUACAUGACGGCGGGGGCCGUGAACGACCUGCUGGGGCUGCUCAUCGCCCUCACAGCCCACUGGCUGUAUGUGAACUUUCCGGAGACCAUCGUGCGGGGAGGAAGGGCCGACAUCUUGUGUCGCUUCUUCAACUUCUACGGUUGGGGCCAGGCUGACGUCGGCAUCGUCAUCAUCACGGCGAUGACGGCGGACCGCGCCUACGGCAUCCUGCGGCCCAUGAGCAUCAGUAACCCCGUGUGGAGAGCGAAAGUCACCAUCGCCGUCGUCAUCGGCGUCUGCGUCGUCAAGGAUUUUCACUUUUGGUUCCAGUCGGACCUCGUCGACCUCGGUAGAAACGAGCGAAUGUGUGACGUGUUUCCACAGACCGUGAGUUACAGAGUGUUCUACGAGGAGGUCUGGCCGUGGAUUCACGCUUCCUUUCUGGCCGUCUGCUUCGUCAUCAUGCUGACCAGCAACUCCAUCAUCAUCCACCAGGUGCGCACGCGAGCCGGCACGCGCUCGGGCUCCAUCAAGAAAGUCAGCGUCCGGAAGGAGGGCAGCGGGCAACGGGGCAACAACGUCCCCGACCCGCGCGACUCCAACACUAUGACCAUCCACACCCGCAACUACGACCACUACGCUCGUCACGUGACUUCCAUGCUGCUGGCCGAGUCCUUCACCCUCAUCCUCCUGACCUUCCCCUUCUCCGUGCAGCUGGUCGUGUCCUCCCAACUGAACCUGGACACCGUGGAAAAGCAGCGGACCAACGCCUUCGUCUUUCCCUAGUCUUCUACCUCAUCUACGCCAACAAGUGUGUGACGUUCGUGGUGUACUGCCUGGCCGGAAGUCGCUUCCGCCGCGCCAUCGUGACGCAGGUGCUGUGCUGCUGCCGGACGCCCACCCGCACGUUGCAGUCGAGGUCACUGAGCCAGAACAGCUGGGGGGUCUGUCAGGUCAGCGCGACCAGCAGGAGACUGUCAUCACAGAGACACAUUAGAAACCGAGACACGUCCUCUGGGAUGAGAGGUGUCAGCAAUAUAAGGGUCACGUGACACAUUCAUCAGGUCAAUCAGGAGCUGACAUUAUGAUAAAGCAAUGGAGGCGUUAACUGUGUCCAACACUGAAGUGCGGUCAUUAUGAGGGUUCAUGGCUGCUGAACAAUAUAAUAUUUUAUGGUGGAAAUGAGAGAACCCUACUCAGUAUUUUUACACUACAUGUGUGAACUGUGGGAUCUACGUCAAGGCUUCCUUAGGGAGCUUGGUGUUCUUUGGGGCGUGGAGACAAACUACAGUAUUACUUAUCACACGACAUAGGGUUUGGUGAAGCCCUUGUGGAGGUCCACGCUCGACUUUAUUCGGUAUACAGUGACCUCUUGUCAUCUGAUGAUCUCUGGCACUCGGUGGGAUCAUUGCUUUUUUAUAAGGUGCUGCACUUUUGUAAGUACUCGCGUGUUAUCGUUUUGUGGUCUGAUUAGAGGAUCACCCCUUCCUCACCCCUGUUAGUCACCGACGUCACCCAGAUAUUUAGCUAUAAUUAGCAACACGGGAAUUGUUCAAAAUCUGUUCAAGACCGCGGACUUGUAAGUUAUGGCCCUCGGAUGUGAUGGUAUUGUCCUUAACAUCCAUCGGGAGCAUGUCUCGUGACAGUGAUCGUUCACACUGGAGUUGUCUUUCGUGAAGAUCACAUUACCGGCAGACGUCACCACAGGUCAUUGUUUCACGCCGUGCCAACAACUACAGCUAAAACAUCAGACCAUCACGAAACACACGAGACAGUUUAUGAAUUGCCACCCGGGGUACAACUCCCACAAAACACGAGAGUUAGUCCUGCACGGUGAUGCCGGGUAGUACAACAACCGCCGUGACUCCCACGUGACGCAGUCAGAGCCAUCACGAGGUGGUAUAGGCCACUUCCAGAACUACUCCGGGUGUAAUAAAAUAUUGCUGGAAGCACUCGGGGUGUUACGAGACAUUGCCGUAACUGUUCUAGUCUUGUUUUAAGUAUUAUGGACAUGGUCAUGUUUUUUAGUCAACCCCUGCAUCAGUCUGUCUCUCUAUUCCAGUGUCGGACAUUAGCACCGCUUUGACCUGAUGAAUGGAAAACAAACUCCUUAUUCCCGGCUUUCCUACAAUAACACUGCAACUACUCCCGCACCUCCAACCUGUCCUGCCCCAACAUCAAAGGUGCAACUGUCACUUUUCAGAAUAUCAUUUCCAGUUUAUUCAUCUUGGCGUUUCCUUCGCAUUUCUGUCGUUCUGGUCUCGUGGACGGAACAUAAUCGUUGAACCCGGAAGCUCGUGACUGGGAAACUAAUGGCGACAGGAGUGACAAGUAGUGACACGAUGGUGACACAGGUGAGGACAGGAAGACGUGUGAGCACAGAUCAGGGAGCGUGACUGGGGACGAGGACUGGGGACAGGUAGCACGAGACCAGGUGUUCGCCAGGUCUGGUUGAUUGAGUCUGUGCUUCAUUAGGCGCUCAUUAGAUAUCACGUGACCUGCAGGGAGAAUCGUGCCAACCAGCCAACCGUGAAGUUCAAAUGCUCUCCCCUCUCCUAACAACCUGUUGAAGUUGAGAACAAACUUGAGCUGAUCAUAGCUCUGUAGGCUCCAGUCUCAAGAUUUCUGAUGAUGAAGGAGACAAGGACGAGGGGAAGGGAAGGCGUUGGAGGAGAAAUGUCUCAAAGGUAGCCCUAUGUUACAAAUAUUGUGUGUGAGUAAAUGAGUCAGUGUGUGUGUGGUGUGUGUGUGUGUGUUAUUCAACUGAGCUGUAAUUUAAAUUUUUAAAUUAAAACAAAAUGCCAAAGAUUAAAAAACCCUUGUUGUGAUCAAAUUAUGUAUCUUACAGUGACAUGACUCAUCUUUAGUUAGCAUGAGCAGAAUAAAUAAAUAAUAUCCAGUCAUUUACAAUUUUAGCAACGACUAAAACAACGACUUUACUGACGACGAAAAUAAAUACUAAGAAAAGAAAGAUAACAAAAGAGGAAGAAAGAUACGAACGAAAGAAAGGAAAGAAUGGAGCAGGCCAGGGUCUGACUGAGCUCGCCAGUCACAUAUCGAUGAUGAUGGUGAUAAAUAAUGACAAACAGCUCUCGCAGUCUGUGUGAUAUUGUCCGAGACUAUAACAACAUCUGCCGCACGUCAGCAGCCGCUCCACACAAUGACAAAGAUAAGGUGAGCGGGGGUGUGGGAGCAAUAACAGUGACAGCAAUACUAAUAACAGUAUUUAUGACGAUGACCCUUAAAAAGAAGACAAUAGUGGAAUGUUUUACAGUUUUCUUCUUCGGUUCUCAAAAAUAGCUUUACAUGCACACACAGCAUGUUUUUACUGGAAGUUUUAAACAAACUCGCAACGCACACACUUAACGAAUCCAGAGAAUUCAAUGGGAAAGUAAGUAAGAGACUAGAGAGACGAGAGAAGAGAAGAACAUCUCCUAGUUCCAUAAAGAUGUUUCGCUGUUUUACACAGUC